Messenger RNA from Meira miltonrushii, 1605 nucleotides. Its product is annotated as DUF1479-domain-containing protein. NCBI's taxonomy places the organism in Eukaryota, Fungi, Basidiomycota, Exobasidiomycetes, Exobasidiales, Brachybasidiaceae. The record is from RefSeq and is a predicted model, not a curated record. The coding region runs from base 1 to 1605 and encodes 534 amino acids. The transcript is spliced from 2 exons.
AUGACGAUGUUAUCAGCUUGUCUUCGUCGUUCUGCUGGUAGAUUGAGCACUAGAUCUUCUAUGCCUAUUGCAAGCACAACAGAAGCAACUCAGUCAACAACAAGAACAAAGAGAGCACCACCCGUGGCCAAAAAAGAAGGUUCGAUCGAAAAUGUAUUUGCAACACUAAGCGGAGGCUCUUUGACGGAUUUAAAGUUACCCGAACGUUUCCUUCAAGUGAAACAAUCCAUCAUUCAAUCACAAGCUCACGGUGAAGCAAUUCAAGUUGCAUGGAACGAAGUUCUACAAAGUUUAAGAACGGAAACACAAGAGAUCGAAGAAAGAGGUGCAAGCUUGAUUCCACAAGUACAUUAUCCCGGAGAUGAUGUCGUAGAUAAGAAGUCACUCGAGGAAUGGAUGGGAAAAGAAACUAUUGAACAAAUUAAAAGACGCGGCUCGGUGAUUAUAAAAGGAGUCGUUCCUACGGCAAAAGCAUUGCAAUGGAAAGAAGAUAUUCGUGAUUACGUUAAACGUAAUCCAUUGACAAAAGGUUAUCCAGAAAAGGAUCCAAUGGUAUAUGAAUUGUAUUGGUCGAAAUCUCAAUUGGAUGCACGUGGUCAUCCUUCCCUUUUGCGUGCUUCACGUUCAAUCUUGGCAUUGUUCCAUGCUCCCGGUCAAAAAGAUGGAAAGAUGGUAGAAGCAGCUUCGUUACAAAAUGUAGUGUCUUAUUGUGAUCGUCUUAGAAUAAGAAAGCCAGGAGACAGCACCUUUGCACUCGGGCCACAUAUCGAUGGAGGUGGAGUAGAACGGUGGGAAGAUCCUUCCUUCCGAUCCAUUUGGCAAUCCAUCUUGCAACCAAACCAGGAAGGCAAGAUUGCAUGGAAUACACACGAUAGUUGGAGCUUAGGUGAAGACGGUCAAAGACUUACUGCUCAAACGAGUAUGUACGAUGGUGCAGGAGCAUGUUCAGUCUUUCGUCCUUUGCAAGGAUGGAUGAGUAUGUCAUCAACAGGCGCGAAUGAAGGAACAUUGCGUGUUCUGCCAAUGUUACAAUCAGCUUCAGCUUAUAUCAUUCUCAAACCUUUCUUCCGUUCAAACAAAUCAAGAAAAGAAUGUACAAAUGAAGAUGAAUUCUUGCAUCCCUCAAACUGGAGAUUCGAUCUUAGUGACGGUCAAUUUGACGGUUGCGUUCAACUUGGCAGAAAUAUCGAGCUAGACAACGAAAUACAUCCCCACUUGAAAUUGGACAGAACGAUGACAAGCAUUCCUCGUGUUGAACCAGGAGAUAUGGCUUUAUGGCAUUGUGAUCAAGUGCACGCCGUCGAAAGUGAACAUAAAGGUUUACCAGGUCAAGAUAGCUCGGUGAUGUACAUUCCUGCUAUCCCACUCACUCAUCAAAAUUUCGAAUACUUAACUUAUCAAAGACAAUCAUUCGAACAAGGAAUUCCACCGCCUGAUUUCCCUGGUGGCGAAGGAGAAUCAAAACAUAUCGGUCGUGGAAGACCAGAAGAUAUUUCCGACAUCGUUGCCAGACGUGCAAUGGGCUUGGAACCUUUUGAAAUCCGACCAGAUAUGUCAGCAGCUGAACGUCGUUUGGUCGAGGAAUGCAAUGCUCAACUAGCUUGA